GACCAUUUCCGGUUUACCUGUCAACAAAAUAUCCACGCUUGUUUUCACCCAGUGAAAAUGCCGAAGACUCAGAAGGGAAAAUCCGCAGAAAAAGUUGUUCAUCCGUACAGUCGGAAAGCUGCAUAUCUCGCCCGCGAAGAAAUCCGACUGAAAAGGAAAGAGAGGCUCAAGAAUGAGAAAGCAACACGUCUGAACAACACUGGUGAGAAGCUGUUGUGGUUUCAGAGUCACUUGGAUCCAACAAAGACAAAUUUCACACGGAAAGAUGCCUGUGACAUUAUUGAAAGGUACCUCCACAGGUUUGAUGCUGAACUUGAGCAAAUUGAAUUAAUGAAUGGAAUCAAGGGCCGCCAGGGUCGUCUCCAUGGCGCCAGAGAGGCUGUCAUCAAACAGACCAUUGAGCGAGAGCGGGCGCAGUAUGAAAGCAUUGGAUUUGAGAUCCCAGACUUCAUCAAUACGAAGAAUCUUAAAACAUUCAGAGAGUGGACGGGAGAUCUGAAGAAACUUCCAAAUAUAAAACUACGAAAAGUGUCAAAUAAAGGUCUGGAUGCAAAGGAUGAAGCAGAGGAGAAAGAGGAGGCAGAAGACUAUCUUGAGGAAGAUGAAGACGAUUUAGAUGAUGAACGGGUGGAUGAGACAGCGGAUAUGUCUGACUCUCCCUGAUGCCCCUCUUUGCUCUGGAGCUAGGACAUCGGACUGGCUUUCAGCAAAGACUUGUGUACUGUGGGGAAAGCUGUGAGGGGAUGCUGCUAUUCCACAAGUGUCCACAAGAUGGUGCUGAACUGUCAGAUUAGAAAGUAAAAUCUUAGACGUCAUACAUUUAUAUUUUACUAGGCAGUAAUUUCACACCAGGGUCUUUACAGGUUCUACAUUAAUUGUUUAUUGCACAAAAAAGUACGUGUUGUAUGUAACCUGCAUUGUGUCAAAUCAUAGCUGAAGAACAGUUUAACAACAAAGAUGUGGAUUUAAGACAUGAAACCGUUCUUUUUGUGGUACUGGCAAAUUAAACCAGUGGAAAGUGAACAAGGACAAACAGUCCCCUGAGUUGAGACAAACACAACUUUAAUGUGAAACGUGACCGGAUGGCAACCAUGAAAGUUCUACUAACAGUACAUUAACAAAUAAUUGAUCUCCACAGCAAAACCACAUAACAGCUGCAAACUGUCAAAACAAAUCUUCAUAAAUAAUUGGCUACUUGAUGUCCUAUUUGAGCAAAUAUUAAAAAGGUACCUCUGACAUGACUUCAAAAAUGACAUUUUUAGAUUUCAGACUGAGAUAAAGAUGUAGUUUAAAUAGU
Molecule: messenger RNA, 1297 nt
Organism: Melanotaenia boesemani (Boeseman's rainbowfish)
Lineage: Eukaryota; Metazoa; Chordata; Actinopteri; Atheriniformes; Melanotaeniidae
Gene: tma16
Product: translation machinery associated 16 homolog
Exons: 7
Coding region: 58-663 (201 amino acids)
Cellular component (GO): nucleus
Source: RefSeq, a predicted model, not a curated record